AUGGCGACUCCAAAUGACCCUGUAAAUGGCGGAGGGGCAACAGACUGGCCAUCGAAACCACCAACAUUAUUUUCAUGCAUGGCAAAUGUGGAGUGCAUAUACCGUGCUCCACCGCCGCGUCGUCGCAAAAGGGACCGAGAGACCAAUGGGAGUUUGUUUCAAGAGCGCAGAAAGGCUCUCAAACGCCGCCCGGACAUUGGCUCUACCACUCACCAUCACCCUGCUGGGGAAGACCACCGGACUGAUGCAGGGAAAGGUGGAUCUGGGAGGAUGAUCAUAAAAGAUGGCAAUUCCAUCUAUAUCGACAACAAUCUUUGGGCGAGUGUCAGCAAUGAGCUGUCGAAUGCAGCAGACGUACUGGGCGAUGUAUCGGAUACUGGUACCGAUGACUUCGCCCAGGACGUGAACGACGAUUAUACAAUACUCUCAACUUCCGCAACCAAACAUGUUCUCACCGGACUCCACCCAAAUCCCCUGAAUAUCUUCAAGUUAUGGCAGGCAUUUCUCGAGAAUGUGAACCCACUCACCAAAAUCAUACAUGCUCCAACUGUACAACAACAAAUUUUGGAAGCUACGAGUGACCUCCCAAAAGAAGAAGAUGUGAAAAAAUUGUUCGGAGAAAGCAAAAAAGCCCUGUUAUCGAAGAGCAGACGAGGCGCCCAGCUCGCUUUUAGGAACGCAACUCUUCUUCGUACAUCGAGUUCAGUGGUGCUUCAAGCUUUCAUGCUAUACCUGCUUUGUAUGCGCGCCUUCUCUGACCCACAUACUAUCUGGACACUGUGUGGCAUUGCAACACGAAUUGCGCAGCGAAUUGGGAUCCAUCGUGACGGGUCUGGACAUGGGCUUUCAAUAUUCGAGACUGAGAUGCGUCGUCGUAUCUGGUUCCAGCUCGUGAUCAUAGAUGCCACGUCAGCACAGUUCUGUGGUGUAGCAUCAACGCCGCUUCCAGCUACAAUUGACGUUCAACCACCGAUGAAUGCGAAUGAUAGCGAUCUUGAUCCGCGAAUGACCGAGCCAGCCUGUGAGAAGCCAGGUUCGACGGAGAUGAUUUUUGUCCUGGCUCGGAGCGGCUUUGGAAAAUGGCUCCACCGUCUAUCAAAGAAGGUCGAGGGAUCCAAAGUCAAACUAUGGGACUUUUUAUCAUCAUCGUCAAUGUCCUUGGUUGAUAAGGAUAAGGCAAUUGAUGAGCUUGAAACAUACUUGGAAGAAAAUUUCAUUAGACAUUGUGAUAAAUCCAUUCCACUGCACAUGGCAACCGAAACCAUGGCACGUUCGGCCAUAUACUAUACCCGAUUUAUGGCACACCAUCCUCGUCAAUACCAGGACCCCAAUACUCGCAUCUCUCAGGCUGAGAAAGAUGUCAUUUUCGAGUAUUCCCUCAAGAUGAUAGAGUAUGCUGAUUAUGCCCAAAGCAAUUCCGUUGUACAGAAAUUCUCGUGGCACAUGGUGAAUCAUAUGCCGUGGGACGCCAUAAUCUUCAUGCUCUCGGAGAUGCAACAUCGGGCCGAUCCUGAAGAAAAGAGCAAAGUCUGGCAAUUGAUCGGAAGGGUGUAUUUGGUAUAUUCCGGGCAUAUUAGGGAUAUGGGCAAAAAGGAUCCAACGCCUCUUCACAUGGCCAUACAAAACUUGAUUCUGAAGGCCUGGUGGGCUUAUAUUGAGGAGUGCAAUCUCAACCACCGCAUACCGACCCCUUGUCCAACCAUUGUCACAUCAUUGAUUGCAACCAUGCCAGAUAAUUCUCGUCCACAAUCGGAGAGAAACGACCAAGUUAUUGCGCUCUGUGAGGGUUCAAAAGAUCACCUCAGCCACGGCAUUUCGAUCUCACAAUUCGCACCAGAGGCCGACAAUUUGGAGUUUUCACACGGUGACAGCCCGAAAGACUGGAAUGACUGGGACAAUCUUCUCGCUCACUUCCAGGAUUCCCUGGCAAAUGAUACAAUGCAUCUGUCGUGA
Molecule: messenger RNA, 1953 nt
Organism: Penicillium paradoxum
Lineage: Eukaryota; Fungi; Ascomycota; Eurotiomycetes; Eurotiales; Aspergillaceae
Product: fungal specific transcription factor domain-containing protein
Exons: 6
Coding region: 1-1953 (650 amino acids)
Biological process (GO): DNA-templated transcription
Molecular function (GO): zinc ion binding; DNA binding
Source: RefSeq, a predicted model, not a curated record